Molecule: messenger RNA, 3253 nt
Organism: Pantherophis guttatus
Lineage: Eukaryota; Metazoa; Chordata; Lepidosauria; Squamata; Colubridae
Gene: BCL10
Product: BCL10 immune signaling adaptor
Biological process (GO): positive regulation of extrinsic apoptotic signaling pathway; adaptive immune response; apoptotic process
Cellular component (GO): cytosol; CBM complex
Molecular function (GO): protein kinase B binding; NF-kappaB binding; kinase activator activity
Source: RefSeq, a predicted model, not a curated record
CGGAAAGGUCGCUUCUCCCUCGUGGCCUUUUCCUGCGCUCUGCUGUUUUUGCCAUGUCGGACGCUGAGCCGACGGCGGCCGGGAGGUCGCUUACCGAAGACGAAAUGGCGGAGGUGAAAAAGGAAGUUUUAGAACGAUUACGCCGCUAUUUGUGUGACAAAAUAAUUGCAGAAAGACACUUUGACUACCUACGUUCAAAGAAAAUACUGAGUAGAGAGGAUACUGAAGAAAUCUCUUGUCGAACCUCAAGUAGGAAAAAGGCCGGGAAACUGCUGGAUUAUUUAGCAGAACAUCCAAAAGGACUAGACACAUUGAUAGAAUCUAUCAAAUGUGAAAAAACACAAAACUUCCUGUUAGAAAAAAUAACUGAUGCCGUCUUGAAAGCAAAAAAUGAAAAACUUGAAAGUCUUAAAGGAUCACGUUGUAACAACUGCAUGGCUUCAGUAUGUGAGCAAGCAAACAAUCUCUCUAGAUCGCAGUCAAAUGACUCUAAUUUUUUUGAAAAACAAAGAGACAGAGAAAACACGUACCUUCAUCCAGAAGAAUAUAGUACAGCUGCUUUUGUAUCCGCCUCUUCUCUUUGUUCAAUGAAUUUACCUAUUACAGAGGUUGGAAACAUGGAAAAUUCAGUUUUCUCUACUCUUCCGGGACCUGGAGAUCCUGGAGCGCCUCCUGUUCCAACAGAAUUGCAGAGUGAGCAAGAGGAAAUAUCCACCACUUCCAGUGACAAUCCCUUUCUACCUUUACGAUCCCGCUCAAUUCUUCCGUAGUAGUUGCUUUUCUUGAAUAACUUUGGAAAGAUAAUAUGCUGAAUAUUGCCUUAUAUAAUUUUGCAAAAAAUGUUUCAUCUUUAAAAUUUCUUAUUGUACUUGGUUGCAUUACUUUUGAAAACUGAAAGUAGGUGUUUUCCAAAAAAUAUUCAUGUUUAACUAAUCAUGAAGCUGCUUGUAUUAUGCAAAUUAUAAUAAUAUUAUUAUAAUAAUUUUAUUAUUAUUAUAAUUUUAUUAUAUUAUAAUAAUAAUACAAUCCUGUACAUAGAAAUUCAGAAGUAAGCCCCACUGAUUUCAAAGGGAUUUAUAGGUAAGUAAAUAGUGGAAUGCUAUAUUGAAAAACAUUGGGAAUACUUAAAAGAUUUAAUAUAUUUCUACACUUUAGUAAAAAGUUUACUAUGUUCAUUCAGUUCAUAAUGUCAGACAACUUAUUUUCUUCUUACAUAGUGGCAGACAAAAUAGUUGCAGAAAUUAUGUCACAUAGAUUCCUGAUUCCUGAUUAGAUUUAUCUAAUUAUGCAAAUCAAUCACAAGGACAAUUAUUUAGCAUAAGAGAAACUCCAGAUUGAUGUUUGGACUUAUUUCUCUUACAGUUAUUACAUUGGAAUAAAGUUUUCAAUUGAACACUUAAUCUUCAGAAAAUAUUGUAUUCUGUUUGAACAGAAGGAUCAGGAAGUAAUGAGUACCUCAGCAAAGAGGGAAAAAUAUCUUCUGAAUUACAGCAUUAUGACUAUAUCUAUGAAGAUUGAUUGGUCUCAUAUUAUAUAGGUGCUCCUAGUUUAACAACUGCUUGUUCACUGACCUGGUAGAGUGGUACUUAACCAAUCCAUCAAAUUCUGGUUGUUGUGGCACCCCUGCAGUCACCUUCCAGCAUUACUUGAUGGAAAGUCCUAAUUUCCGCUUUUAAGCAAGGACUACCUUUUAUUCUGAAUGAUUCAAUUCUCCAAGUACACUUUUGGAAAACUAUAGCCAUUAAGAAAUCCCUUUUGAAUUAGGGAGUUUAUAAGAUGUUAGGCAUUAAAUGUAUACAGUUCUUUAAGAACUGGAGCUUAAAAUAUCUGUAGCAUGCUUACUUGACAGUCAAUUUGAGCACGGUGGAGCUUACUUCUAAUGGAUAUAUGUUAAGUUUGCACUUUUACAAUUUUGAGAAUAUUUCUAAAAUGAAACUUCUCAAUUUCUAUGCUUAUUUCUCAAGGUGAAACAAUGUUGUGUUGGACAAAUCAUUUCUACUAUGCCAUCUCAGGGAGUAUAAAAUCAUCUCUAUUUUUUUCUCAUGGCUUGAUUGAGGUGCAACACUGUAAAGAAGAGAUUCACUUAAAAGCAUAUUUAUUUUCUAGGUAGCAUAAAAGCAUUUCUUUCUCUUCAUCUUUAUCUUUUGCCAUUUUUGUUUCUUGGCCCAUAGCAGUAAUCUAAAAUAACAGUAUUUUAGAUUAAAUUCAAAUUUUACUAGCCAAAAGCAAAACAACUUCUGUGGGGCUUCUGGAACAGCAAAAGUUUUAUUUAAAAAAUGUUCUUCUACAACAUUUUGGAUGAAACUGCAGCCAGUUAUCUAAAUUAAUUAAAUAAGUAGCUUUGUGUUUACACAUGUUAUUUAGAAAGCUAUCUCACUGAGUUCUGUAGAACUUGUUCCCAGUUAGAUAUGCAUAAGAUUACAGCCCAGUAUUUUAAGAAGACUAUAUCAUGGGUGAUCAGCCUUUUGGUUUACCUGGGCCCCAUUGAGUGAAGAGGAAUUGUCUUAGAGCAAAUAUAAAAUAUAUACUUAAUGUAUAUAAAUCACAUAAUGUUGAAAGUUUAUAACCUUUUGAGGUCACGUUAGUAGCUGUCCAGAGCCGAAACCUGUUCUAUAUGAAUUCAAAUUGGUGCUAGGUUGUAUUAUACAGUGCACUGCCCAUGUUUCAGGACACAGAACUGUGUCAAGCCACAAUCAAAGGGUUAGGGUUUCUCUUAACCCUAGGUCUUGGGUCUCCUGUAAUCUGACAGUUUCUGUUGACAGCUUUUUAACUCAAAUGCUACCUCAGCUCAAACUUCCAUGAUGUUUUUGCAGAGCAUGAACUUCCCUGUUUGAUUACUAACUGCAGAUGUUGGCAAAUUUAUAAGAAAAUACUGUAUUUGCAUACUUACGGACUGAUUGUCCCUAUUACUUUGUCAUAUUUUCUUUAAAAAAAAUUCUAGUGCCUUAGUAUUGAAAUUAGAUUAGGGUUUUUUUCUCUCUCUAUUGUGCUUUAUUUCAUGUAUGCCAAAACCUGUGUGAAGAAUAAUAGGUACAUAUUGAGAAAUAACAUACUGCUCUAUUGAAUGAAUGUCUUUGAAAAUCAUUAUAUUUUUAAAUCAUACUUUUAAAAAGUAUAUACUUUAUAUAAAGCAAUGUUGAAUUGAAAAAAAUAUUUGGAAGUUUGUGGUUGCUGUUUAAUGCUUUACAAAUAUUUACAAGUGGGCAAUCUGUGAAGCAUUUGUAUAAUAAACUUAAACGAUUUUUAAAAAAUA